AUGUUUGCUGCCAGUAAUCUGCGAUCUGAAGAUCAGUUUCUGUGCUCCGUCUGUCUGGAUGUGUUCGCUGAUCCAGUCACCACACCAUGUGGACACAACUUCUGUAAGAAGUGUAUCACUCAGCACUGGGAUAGAAAUGCUCCUUGUCAGUGCCCCAUGUGCAAAGAGGCUUUCUACUGUAGACCUCUGUUGAAGGUUAACACUUUGUUCUCUGAGGUGGUUGCUCAGUUCAGAGAUGAAACUCAACAGAAAGCCAAGAGGAGCAGCGCAGAGCAACAAGCUGCCAAACCAGGAGAAGUUCCCUGUGACAUCUGCACUGGAACCAGACUGAGGGCCCUGAAGUCCUGCCUGGUGUGUCUGACCUCCUACUGUGAGACUCACCUAGAACCUCAUCUGACAGUCAAAGGUCUGAAAAGACAUCAGCUGAUUGAGCCUGUGGAGAACCUGGAAGGCAGGAUGUGUAUGAAGCACGAUAAACAUCUGGAGCUGUUCUGUAAGACCGAUCAGACAAGUGUCUGCACGCUCUGCUCUGUUUUAGACCACAAGACUCAUGAGUUUGUACCUCUGAGAGAAGAAUCUGAAGAAAAGAAGACAGAGCUGAGGAAAAUGGAUGAUGAAAUUCAGCAAAUGAUCGAGAAGAGACGACAGAAGAUUCAGGAGAUCAAUGAGUCAGUGAAGAUGAGUAAAGAUGCUGCAGACAAACAGAAAACAGAAGGUGUUCAGAUCUUCACUGUUCUGAAGGAGUUUAUUGAGAAAGACCUGAAGAAGGUCAUAAAGGAGAUAGAAGACAAACAGGAAACAACAGAGAAACAGGCUGAAGAUCUCAUCAAAGAGCUGGAACAGGAAAUCUCAGAGCUGAAGAAGAGGAGCUCUGAGGUGAAGAAUCUAAUAUGCUCUGAAGACCACCUCCACUUUAUUCAAAGCUUCUCAUCUCUGAAAGCUGUUCCACCUGCCAAGGACUGGACUGAGGUCAUCGUCCUUCCACCAACGUAUGAGGGGACUGUGAUGAGAGCUGUGGCUCAGCUGGAGGAGACACUGAGGAUAGAAAUGAAGAAGCUGUUUGAGGCUGAGCUGAGGAGGGUCCAGCAGUAUGCUGUGGAUGUGAGUCUUGAUGCUGAUACAGCACAUCCUGAGCUCAUCUUGUCUGAUGAUGGAAAACAAGUGAAUCAUGGAGAUGAAAAGCACAAUCUUCCUGACAACCCGGAGAGAUUUUCUUACUGUGUUUGUGUUUUAGGAAAGCAGGGUUUCUCUUCAGGCAGAUUUUACUAUGAGGCUCAAGUUAAAAGAAAGACUGACUGGGAAUUGGGAGUGGCCAGAGAGUCGAUCGACAGGAAGAAAAUAAUGACUCUUAGUCCCGAGGAUGGAUUCUGGACUGUAGUGCUGAGAAAUGGAAAUGAGUACAAAGCUCUCGAUGAACAUGAUGUCUGUGUCUGUCGUCCGUCUGGUCCUGAGAAGGUGGGAGUGUUUGUAGAUUACGAGGAGGGUGUGGUUUCCUUUUAUGAUAUAGAUGCAGCAGCUCUUAUCUACUCCUUUACUGGCUGCUCCUUCACUGAGAAACUCUACCCAUACUUCAAUCCCUGUAAUAACGACAAUGGCAAAAACUCUGCACCUCUCCUCAUCCCUCCCAUUAAUCACAUUGAGUAG
Maylandia zebra (zebra mbuna) is the source of this 1644-nucleotide messenger RNA. RefSeq names its product E3 ubiquitin-protein ligase TRIM21-like. Lineage: Eukaryota; Metazoa; Chordata; Actinopteri; Cichliformes; Cichlidae. The record is from RefSeq and is a predicted model, not a curated record. Gene Ontology annotation, molecular function: protein binding; zinc ion binding.